Messenger RNA from Galendromus occidentalis (western predatory mite), 558 nucleotides. RefSeq names its product ribosomal protein S13 (gene RpS13). The transcript is spliced from 3 exons. Gene Ontology annotation, cellular component: ribosome; cytosolic small ribosomal subunit; nucleolus. Gene Ontology annotation, biological process: translation. Gene Ontology annotation, molecular function: small ribosomal subunit rRNA binding; structural constituent of ribosome. The record is from RefSeq and is a predicted model, not a curated record. NCBI's taxonomy places the organism in Eukaryota, Metazoa, Arthropoda, Arachnida, Mesostigmata, Phytoseiidae. Bases 72 to 527 code for a protein of 151 amino acids.
CUGCAGAGUGGUUUCGAUUUCUUUUUCGUGUGGCUUCUUCCACGUGCCGCCAGUUCAGCUGAGAACCAACCAUGGGUCGCAUGCACGCCCCCGGGAAGGGUAUCUCGCAGAGUGCCAUCCCGUACCGUCGCUCAGUGCCGAACUGGCAGAAGCUUUCAGCUGAGGAUGUCAAGGAGCAGAUCUAUAAGCUGGCGAAGAAAGGUAUGACUCCGUCACAGAUCGGUGUCAUUCUUCGAGACUCGCACGGCGUCGCGCAAGUUAAAUGGAUCACGGGCAACAAAAUUCUGCGAAUCCUCAAGAGCAAGGGUCUCGCCCCAGACCUCCCUGAGGAUCUGUACCACCUGAUCAAGAAGGCUGUCGCCAUUCGUAAACAUCUUGAACGCUACAGGAAAGACAAGGACUCGAAGUUCCGUCUUAUUCUCGUCGAGUCCAGAAUCCACCGCCUGGCUCGUUAUUACAAAACUAAGAGAGUUCUAGCUCCAACCUGGAGAUACGAAAGCUCAACCGCAUCCGCUCUCGUGGCUUGAAUAAAUCCACGAGGUUCUCUGGUGUCACGUA